AUGGGAUUAAGUCACUCUUCAACUUAUCAUUCUUCUCAUAUAAGGGAUGUGGCGGAAUCUGGUCCGGUUAUUGUAGAACCACAUUCAGAAAUAUACCCGCGAUUGCCAAUUGAAGAUUUCAUUGGCUGUGACAAUGAAACAUACAGCCCACAAUUCGAAUUGUUGGUUCAAAGUUAUCAAGCGAUGUAUGAUCGUCACCACACCGAUAUGCGAUCAUAUUACCAAGUGGCUGGAAUCCAUUCACUACCUUGGACACCUUAUGAUGGAGUUACUGGUG
Messenger RNA from Racocetra fulgida, 277 nucleotides. Lineage: Eukaryota; Fungi; Glomeromycota; Glomeromycetes; Diversisporales; Gigasporaceae. The record is from the annotation of a GenBank genome assembly.